AGGUAUAGAUUUGAAAUGUACCAACAAAUUGAAACACUCUGUAAGUUUGGUCGGAGUGAGUAGCGUAGUGGGGUAGCGUGCCGCGAGAGGGUGCCGCGCGAGGCAGGUCAGGGCUGGGGCUCAGUACGUUUGCGUACGCCGUGUCGUUCGCAUCGUGUUACGUUCCUCCGCGAUUCUUCGCUCGCUAACUACUCCAUUUCUCUAUGUAUCGAGCCCUUCUCUGUGAAAUCAACUGAACCACACUAAAAACCAGCGACGUAUGAUAAUCAAGUGUGUGCAUUAUUCGUGAUGGUGCAACGAUUCGCUUACAUAAUUGUUGGCGUGCAUUAAGCCAGAGAGUUGCAUAUACGCGCGUGACACGAGUGAGAGUGCGUGCACUGCUCCUUUUCGCUGAUCUUCUCCCACUAUACACGUCAGUUUCUUUCUUCACAUCUUCUUCCCGCUUCGGUCUGGCAUCAUAUACAUAUAUGUAUAUAUGCAGAUUUAUUUUCUAUUUAUUUUCAAUUGCUUAAAGAAAAUGAGAGCAUUCAAAAGCGCAGACAGAGCAACGAUCAUGGCAUUGCACGGGGAAAACGUAGUAAUGAUUUUGUUUAUAUUUUUUGUAUUUGCUGACCCCAUCAACGAUUAUGCUGGGACGUAUCAGGUGGAGUACGCAGCAGUCAGAGCCGCAGAACUCACAGCCAGCAACAACAGAUCAACAAGAACUACAGAAUCAAACGGAGAGUCAGAAAAUAGAACAAGAAUUUACCAAAAUGACAGAUCAACGAGAACAACAACCCCAGCCACAACAGCAGCAACAGCAACAACAACAACAAACCAAAGGCAAUGAAGAACCAAGAACGAAUUUGAUCAUCAAUUAUCUUCCACAGAGUAUGACAGAAAAAGAUCUUUAUAGCUUGUUUGUAACUAUCGGACCCGUGGAAUCUUGUCGUGUUAUGAAAGAUUAUAAAACAGGAUAUAGUUAUGGUUUUGGCUUUGUUAAUUAUGCGAAAGCAGAAGAUGCAGCCACUGCUAUAAGUACUUUAAAUGGACUUCAAGUCCAGAAUAAAAGGCUAAAAGUGUCUUUUGCACGGCCAUCUGGUGAGGAGAUUAAAGAAACUAAUCUUUAUGUAACAAAUUUGCCAAGAAAUAUAACUGAAAGUCAAAUUGAUGAUAUAUUUAGCAAAUACGGAAAUAUCGUGCAAAAGAACAUUUUAAAAGAUAAGCUCACUGGAUUACCAAGAGGUGUAGCAUUUGUGAGAUUCGACAAGCGGGAAGAAGCACAAGAAGCGAUCGCACGACUACAUGGUACGAUACCAGAAGGUGGAUCAGAGCCACUUAGCGUAAAAAUCGCGGAGGAACACGGAAAGCAGAAAGCGGCAUACUACGCUGGAUGGCAGGCUGGUUACAACCAGAGUCGAGGUGCUGGAGGCGGCCUGGGAGGUGGAGGAAGGGGCAGGGGAAUUGGUGGACCACCAGGAAUGGGCAUGGGUAUUAGUGGAGGUGGGCCAGGAAUGUUAGGAAGAGCGGGAGGUGGUUUUGGUCCGCGUGGCGGGCCACACAGCAGUUUCCUCGGCGGAAGUGGCGGCCCUGGCGCUAUGAGGAUGGAGAAGAUACAUCCACAUCGCUUCAAUCCUAUCGGUAUGGGUGGCGGCUACGUGCAGUCCCACUUCUGGUGACCUAGCGUCGUCGACAACCUGGCUCGCAAGACAGCACCGGCAAUGUACCUUUCUUCGUCCGACCGGAGACCAAGCAGCGACGACCGUUGUCGUUCGUAACUCUGCCGAAUAAGCAUACGUUACCCUCGAGCGAUCGUGAAAUCAAGGAGACACCAUGAAGACGCGACCAGGAUCGAUAAAAGGCUGCUCCGAUUAAACAGUAUAGAGACAAAAAGACACACAGGGUACAAGUUGAGCAGCCUAGCGUCCUUGUACUACGACUUCCCUCGUAUGUCUCCAACGACGUUCAGCUCGAGAUGCUUGAGGACUGACUGAUCAAGGAUGUGUAAAUUAUUACGCAUAGUAUUUAAUGUUUCUACGUGCCUGUACCAAAGCUCAGAACACCUAGUAUUUUACAUCCGGCGAUGGGUGUUCAGUCGUUAGACUUUGUUAAAAGAACGUCUCUCGAGGUCUUGCAUAUCGCCGAAGAUGUUGUCUUGAACGCUUCGAAACUGUGUCCAUUCGAAGCCCUCCAAAUAACGUAAAUAAGUAACGUAACAUAAUCAUGAGUGUUUAACGAGGUUAAAGAUCGUAAUUGUUGCAUUGUGUCGCCAUCAGUUUCUGCUAAUUAUUUUGUUUCGAGGUAUUCAAGAGUCGCUAGAAGCAAUAGCGCGAACAUUUCGGAACGAUAUAUAUAUCAGAAAGAACGUUUGACGACGAUAGGAGGAGAGUAUGAUGCUGGACCCAUCGCUAUUUCUACGUCGCUUUUUAUCGUUAAAAUCUUAUCCCUCUUUUCCGUAUCUAGCUUUAAUAUCUUCGUUCCAUUGUGCGUUUAAAUUAAUGGCGUUCAUUACCGCCGACAAAAUAAUGAUCCUCGAAUGUUUUAUUGCGUUAAGGUACAAAGGGAAAGUUAAAAAAAAUGAAAGAAAGAACAAACAGGAAAAAGAACGCUUGGUUAUCGAGUUUAUGCCCAUGUUAGGUCGAGCUUGGUUGAGACUCGGUAACAAAGUUACGCUAUGCUAAAUUAGCUCUGUUAUCGCGCCUCUGAGAUCGUUGAUGGACGAGAAUUCUCGCGAGGUUCUAUCUUUCUUGCAAUCGAAACGCGAACGCGAUGUGAACAACCCUUUUAUCCUGAUUAACAUUUAAGGAGAUUGUUGUGAGGUAUACUGCAGGCUAAAAUCCAAGAUGUUUUCAAUAACGGACAGCAAACUGAACUGGUACUCGAUAAUUUGAAACUGUUCAUAUCAACUGUUUCAAUUGCAGAUAGUCUUGAAAUGAUUGUUUCAAUUAAGUUCUACCUAAUCUUACAUCUUUUACCCGAUCCCUGUAAACAUAUACUUUGAUGAAUAGACUGCGAAUAUUCAUGUAUUUAUGGAAAAUUUAUGAAUGCAAAGAUACACAUAAUAGGCGAAAGUAUAUAAAAUGUCAAGAGUAGUACUCAAAUGAUAUUUAAGUAAAACAAAUUUCUGUGUAGAAUCCAUUUCAUAAAAAUUUGCAUAAAUAUUCGUAGUCUAUUAAUGAAUUCUUAUCCUGCUUAACACUUAAUCAAUCGCGCGCGCCACAGCGAGUUAUACGUUUCUCAUCGUAAUGGACAAACCAACCUAUACGCUGUCUACCGCGCAUUUUUCUCUAUUUGAAAAACAAAGAAGUUUAAAAAUUAUUUGAGUGGUCAAUUAUAUUUUUAAAUAAUAAUUUUGUUUAACGAUUUCACAUAUCGUUUAUACAAAACAUCAAAUUAAAGGUAUAUAUUGAAAAUAUAAAAAAAUAUAGGUAAAAUUAAAAACAUUAAAGAUUACUAAAGAUAAAUAACGCGACUUGAACGUGAAAUUAAAAAUUCAUAAUAUAUAUUAAUAUUUUUUUAUAAUAAUAAUUUAUCUAGUCAUAAUUAAUAGUGUAACUUUUUAAUUAAUUUUAAAACCACUAAAUUGGUGUAUUUUAUUACAUAUUGUACUUUAUAAAGACAGAAAAUAUAGCGUAAUUAAUUGAGAACAACAAACUGGGAGAUCUUCCUGUUCAGUUAUACAGCGAUGUACUUUAAAGUGGGGAGAUCUCCCUAUUCGGUUGGCUAAGUGUUAAGCUAACAAACAUAGAUGAUCAAGUACCUGUUGAUUAUUUUGCUGUAAUCCUAAUCAAGUACCUGCCAUUAAACUGAAUCUUUGCAAGUUUGUUAACAAGUCAGAUAAUUCUUGUAUUUUUGGCCAGCAGAGUGCCUCUUAUUGUAGUUCAAAUCGAAUAAGGAUAUACGAUACUCGUGAAACAGUGUUUCUCUUAGCUUUGAUCAGCUUCACGAUCGCUCGAGUGCUAUGAAAGCUAGCAAGAGGCUGGCUAAACCAGAAGCCUCCUUUUUCCUUGAUAGUUGAACGUUUUAAUACUUUUAAAUGGGGAGGAAACGGGAGGCACGUUGAGGGCAGAAGCUAAGAGUUCUACGUGUUGUUGUACAUUUCCUUUUUAAUGGUUCUAACUCUUGAAACUUUAUUGAAAGUUUAACGUUAAGAAAAAGAGUUUUUAUCGGAGUCAGCGUAUAAGGAAACUGUGUUUCCUGUGCUCCGAAUGGCAUUGGACCACGGUGGUUGCGAAAUAACUUUGUUGAACGAAGCUUUUAGUUUCAUUUUCCUCCUAGAACUCCGGCAAAAUAUUGAAAAACAGCUUAGCUUAUUUUUGUAUGAUCCGUAGAUCGUCAUUCGUAUACUUAAAAAGUUCCAAAAAAAAAAAAAAAAAAAAAAAAAAAAAGAAACUAAGAAAGAAAAUGCAAAGCACCACCGUUGUCCAUAGUAUCGCCUCAAAUUGUACAUAACUUGUAAUUGAAAAUACGUCAUUAUCACGGCACGUCGUAGACAAAAAUGAGACUGACUUUUUAUAGGUGACAAAUUUUACGCGAACAAUUUUAAAAAUUGAAAUUGCCUUAUUAUUAUCAUCGCAAAACAAUCGCUAAAUCUUUUUGUUUUCCUUCUACGUUCUUGUUUCUCAUUUCUUCUUCUUCCUCUUUGUUUUAUUCUUUUUUUUUUUUCUUUUAAAUUAAUCGCAUCGAAGAAAUGGAGCUAAUCCAUUUAUAGUUGCAACUGCAUUCACCGCGGGCAUAACAGACAUUGCACUUUAUAUUAUUCUAUGACGAACAUGUAAUCUCUUUUUAAAAAAAAGAAAAAAAUUGCUAUCACGUUACAUAGCAAAUUGCUUUAUUUUACUGAUGGAAUCAUUAGAAUUUCCGUAACACGAUGAUCGCUAAUGUCAUUUUGUUAACAACAUUCAUACGAUCACAUACUCUCUUUCUCUCUCGGUUUUUCUCUCUCUCUCUAUCUCUCUUUAAUUCGUAGUUAUAUAAGAACUAAUUAUUUAAGACGAAAUAAAAUGUCUGUGAAAAAGAAAUAUGGAGAGCUCUGCUGGUUGUGUGUUUGUUGAUAGAGGACGAGAAAAAAAAACAGUCAGCAGAUUGUUCAGAAUGCAUGAUUAUUUAUUGUGGUCGCACUAAAGCCACGACUUACCACUUUUUUUCUCGUUUUUCUUUUUUUUUUUUUAUUUCUACACCCAUGUACAAAGAACAAUGAAAAAAAGUUCAGUAAUUGUUAACGACGUGAAUGAAGAGAAAAAAAAUGUUCACUGAUGCGAUUCACUGAGUACGGUGUUGCCCUUCAAAAGGCAGCUUGCGUUUGUAAAGCAGCAAAGUGCCCGAUGACGAGCCGCAACGUAGCCAGUUCAGGAUCAUUUCCACAAUUCCAGAACACUCCUUGUGACAAUACUGCAAGUAAAUGCAAAUUAUUCCCUGUUAAAUACCCAUGUCACUGUUCAAAUUCCAGAUUCAGACUUAAACACUUUUACAUGCUAUGUAGAAUUGAUUUUUGUCACAUUGUACACAGUAACACCGAGAUGUUGGAAGAAGGAUCAGAAACAAAAAUCAGCUUGGUCCAUGAUGUACAUUCUAGGGAGAUUGUCUUUUGACUGAGUGUUCUUAUGAUUCAAACAGGAACUUUAUAACUGUUCAACUUGUACACCCACAGGAUGCUGAGGUUUAGAGAUUAGCCCAGCUACUUGCAAAGAGGAAACAGGAAGGGGCGGAUAGCUGCAUAAGAUAUCACCUUUGAUAGAUUUAUAGCUAAGCAUAACAAAAGACAUGGAUAUUUCCUUCUUCAUAAAUUCCAGGCUGAAAUAAAUAAAAUGUACAAUGUUCUGUAAUUCUUCCUACGAGUCUCCUGUCAUCAGAUAUUGGAUGAAAUUAUAUUUGGAAGUUUGAUAUGUAUGUUAAGCCUAUAAAAUGGCAUAAAUUAUAGAUAACAUUCUCUAAUUUAAACCUGAAUCUAAAUAUUUCAAAAUAAAUAUUAAAUGAACGCCCUUAAAACAAUAUCUGCAAUAUAAA
This is a messenger RNA of Bombus pascuorum, 5985 nucleotides long. RefSeq names its product sex-lethal homolog. NCBI's taxonomy places the organism in Eukaryota, Metazoa, Arthropoda, Insecta, Hymenoptera, Apidae. Gene Ontology annotation, molecular function: RNA binding. The record is from RefSeq and is a predicted model, not a curated record. The transcript is spliced from 6 exons. Gene Ontology annotation, cellular component: ribonucleoprotein complex. Bases 627 to 1658 code for a protein of 343 amino acids.